AUGAAUUCAAGUCGACUCAUUUUCGCUGCAAUUGCUCUCCUUGUAGCACUAUUGAUCACCACAACAACAGUAGUGAAUGGUCAAUUAUCGACUGUUCGUGCCUUCUUGUCUGACUCGGAUUUGAAUACCUUGUUGACAAAGGAAGCUCCAUUAUUUGCACAAGAAAUUGAAGCACAAAAGAUUCCAGAUAUGCAACUGAAAGAACAUGUUUCAUUGAUUGGAGAUGUCGAUAUUAGUAUUACUGGAAUUACUCUCAGUAAUGUUGGUUUGGGAAAUUUACAAGUUGGAAUGACAAGUCCCAAUCAAGUGUCAUUGACUGAUAAUAAUGCUCAGAUUACUAUUAGUUUGAAUUGGGCUUAUAGACAAGAAUCAUGGCCACAUAGUAGUGGUUCUGGAACUGCUGUCUGUUCCACAAACACUGUUUCUAUGGCUGUCACUAUUUUAAUGCAACUCGAUGUCAACACUGGAAAACCACAAUUCCAACUCACGACCAACACUAUCGACUUGGGAACUUUGAACAUUAACAUUUCAGGAGGUGGCGGUUGGAUUUUGAGUUUAUUACAAAAUCUAUUCUCUUCACAAAUCAAAUCAAGUAUUGAAACUGGAGUGGAAUCUGCCAUUUCUUCUGCAGUUGCUAAUGUGAAUAAUAAUAUUCAAGCUGCCAAUAUGAUGCCAGUAUUGAACAUGACACUUGGUGCUAAUAAUUUUAAAUUACAAGUUGAUUAUCGUUUGACCGAGUUGACUGUGUUGAAUAAUGCAUUUUUGGCUGUUGGAACUCGUGCUACUUUUUAUGAUCCUAAUAAGGGAAUUUCUCCAUUGCCAUUUGGACACGUGACACUUCCUAAUCAACCUCCAUCUCAAAUUGAUGAUUUAAUUGAUGCCUAUGCCACAGAUUUUGUCAUUAACUCAAUGCUUUAUGGAUUAUAUUCCUCCAAUCAAAUGCAAACCAUUGUCACACCAGAUAUGGUUCCAAAUUAUUCUCCAAUUCAAUUGAACACGACCAGUUUGAAGACCUUAAUUCCACAAUUGUACAAUGCCUAUCCAAAUAAGCAAGUUCAAUUGUAUUUGUACAGUAAUGCUGCAUCCAAUGCUAACAUGUGGCCUAAUAUCAAAAUUUCUCAAUCCAAUGGAGGAAUGAUUACUGCCUACUUUUAUGGAAAUAUUGAAUUUCAAGUAUUGACUGGAAGCGGAUCUGUCACCAAUGCCUUUAUUCUCUCUCUUGUUGCAAAUGCUACUCUUGAUAAUCCAAAGUUAAUUGUCUCUGGUGGUUCCAAAUUGAAUUUCACAGCACAAAUUGUCAAUCCGCAAUUCUCAGUCUCUGUUGCUCAAUCUUGGAUUGGACCUGUCAAUGUUGCCAACUUGCAACAAGUGAUUCAAUUGACCUUGAUUGACAUUUAUUUACCAAUUCUCAAUAAGGAUCUUGCUUCUGGAAUUCAAUUGAUUGAUUUCUCAUCGUUAUUACCAGGAUUUAAUUUGGUGAAUCCAAAUUUAUUGUUACAAAAUGGAUACAUGAUCAUGGGUGUGGAUGGAUAUUAUAGUCCUUCAUUGUUGUUGAGACAACAAAGUGGAAAGAACUUUGAGAGUGCUGAGAAGAUCAUUGCCAAGUUGAAGAAGACCAUUUCUAUCCAAUAA
Naegleria lovaniensis is the source of this 1632-nucleotide messenger RNA. RefSeq lists its product as uncharacterized. Bases 1 to 1632 code for a protein of 543 amino acids. The record is from RefSeq and is a predicted model, not a curated record. The transcript has 3 exons. Lineage: Eukaryota; Heterolobosea; Eutetramitea; Acrasida; Naegleriidae. Gene Ontology annotation, molecular function: lipid binding.